Molecule: messenger RNA, 455 nt
Organism: Prorocentrum cordatum
Lineage: Eukaryota; Dinophyceae; Prorocentrales; Prorocentraceae
Source: the annotation of a GenBank genome assembly
GAGGACCACCACGGGAUCAUGGCGGCCGAUUGGGCUCAGACGCUGGGCUUCCAGCAGGCCCUGCGGCACGAGGAGGCCGCCCGGGAGGAGCUGGCCGCCGAGGUGGCCGAGCUGCGCGACGCGGAGCGGGCGCGGGCGGAGGAGGCCGCGACCCUGCGGCAGGACGCCGCCCGCUGGCAGCUCCUCUGCAAGCCCGGCGUGGCCGAGGAUGCGGACUCUGAUGAAGUGGACAGCGUGCUCGAGGUGGCCAUCCCCGCCACGGCGAGGCUCCACAGAGAAGCAAGGAUUCGCGGCCGGACCGCCCGCAUGCAGCUGCGGGACGAGCUGGAGCAGCAGCUAUGCGUGGUGUGCAAGGACAGGAAGAAGGCCGUGCUCUUCCGGCCGUGCCUCCACGUGUGCGUCUGCGAGACCUGUCGGACGAGGCUGCGGCCCUACAGGUGCCCCAUAUGCAAGGA